AGUAGUUGGCUAUAAAGCGCAACUAAAGAACUUGUGAUCAUGCGUUGCACAACAAUUGGCUUGAAACAAACUUCUACGUGCGUGGUAGCCUAACCAAUAUGGCCUCAAGUUCAAGCCUUGAUCAGCAUGAGCAUGCGCAACAUCCAUCUGCCAAUGGCACCGAUACUAAUGAAGUACUGCAAGAUCCAUCUGCCAAUGGCAACGAUGUUGGACUGCAAGAUCCAUUUGUCACUUCUAUCGUUGACAUAUUCGGAAGCAAUCAUGGCAUUGAAAUUCCUCCAGUUUGUGUCUUCUCUGUGCCCAGGUUUCUAAGCACCUCCAAGCCAGAAGCUUACUCCCCUAAGGUUAUAGGCUUAGGACCCCUCUAUCAUUUCAGGUCACCACUGCAUGAUAUGGACAAGGUUGGUAUAGCGAGGAACAUUCAUGAUAAAUUCAAUCAUAUUGAGUUCCAAAAACUCAUUCGGGGACUCUUGAAGCUACUGCCAUCCAUCCGCGCUUGUUACCAGAUGUACUUGACUGAUGGGGACGAGAGGAUAGCAUGCACAAUGGCUAUAGACGGUUUGUUUUUGUUUGCGUUGCUUUGUCACCGUAGCAGAUAUAAUGAUGCUCUAACCCCUUCGGAUACUUUGCUUGGCUUAUUAGCCCAAACAGAUAUGAGCAGAUUCCACAGGGAUGAGAUCCUAGCUGGGGAUACGAUGAUGCUUCAAAACCAAAUUCCGAUUUUUGUACUGAAACAUAUCUUGCAAAUGGAAUGCUCGGAGCAACUAAUCAUUGAGAAAAAUCUUCCUCGAUUAUUGUUGGGUUAUUGUAAAGCACUCUCUCCAUUCAAAGUGGUGAAUAAAUACCCGGAUUCCAUGGCUUUAAAGCGCACUCAUAUGUUGGAUCUUCUGUACCACUUGAUCACGCUCACAGAGCACGAAUUGGAAAUAUUAAUCGACAAAGAAGGAAGAGAUAAAAAAGAAAGGAAAAAAGAAGAGUCAAAAAAGGAUGAGAAAAAAAAAGAUGAUGUUUCUGUAGAAUAUCUACAACUGGGGCCAACCGGAGUCUUGGAUAUUCUCUCAGGUCUUCCUCUGCCAGAAGAACUAAAAAAACUGAUUGAGUUGGUAAAAGUUUUGCUUGGUCUACCGUGGUCUUUGCUACUUUAUCUAUCCUACAAAGCUGGGGUUGGAGAUCAGGAAAACUUGAUGCCUACAGCAUCAAAGCUGUCUGAUGUUGGAGUGAAAUUCUCCCCGGAUCACAUCAGACACGUUCGGUUUAAGCGUGAAACAGCUUCGGUUAAGCUCCCGGUCAUUAAAGUGAAUGCAAACUCAGAGGUAAUUAUUAGAAACUUAAUGGCAUACGAAGUCAUGUUCAAGCCUGAAGUCUCCUCGCGUUGGGUUUUUAGGGAGUACAUUCGGGAGUACAUUCAAUUGAUGAGUGGGCUGGUCAAAACUGGCAAGGAUGUGAAGGUACUUAGGGAUCAUGAUAUUCUAGAAACUGCUCGGUACAUGAAGGAUGACGAGGUUGCGAAAAUCUUUAGUGGAAUGAGGGAGCCCCCUUUCUCGGCACAGGAACGAGCUGAUCAUUUCAACUGGGUCAUGAGAGACAUUAACCACUACUACAAUGGUCUACUGAAAAUCAAGGUUCGGAAAUUCAUAAAGCAGAUUCUCAAGCUUUUUGUGACAAUCCUGCUCUGGUUGGUUGUGGCUCUCUACCUGUUUGGCUCGGUCUACGGCUAUCCGCUUGUAUUCGAGAAGAGCAAAUCCUUUUGUGGGAGUAUUAUCAGCUUUGUGCCGAGCAAAUUAGUUUCCUUCUCCAGUACGCGUACCUCUUCUCAGCUGCUUUCAUCAGGUUCUAUGUGCGGGUUCAACAACAUGCCUUUGUUACCAAAUGUAGACCAUCUUUAACCCCUCCGACUUAGCUACCCUGAAGGAAGGUGCUGGGAAAUUUCGUUUGAGAAGGACAGGCAGAUGAUGGACCGCUAAUAUUGUUUAUCUACAGAAGCAAUGCACAAAGUCAAGAGUUCAAGCCUUUGGUUUUUAAGUGGUUGUAUUAAAUUAUAAAAAGGGUAAGUAGUCUCUGGGUUUUUUUUUUUUUUUUUUUCUUUUUCUCUUCUGAGUUAAGUAUGUACGGAGUGUGUGCUGUAGCAUUCGUGUCGUUGCUGCGAAUGGCUGUCUUGAUGGCCAUCCUCGUAUACUCGUGGACGAAUGAAUUAAUAGAAUGUGAUCAUGACUAGCACGUCUUA
Molecule: messenger RNA, 2224 nt
Organism: Carya illinoinensis
Lineage: Eukaryota; Viridiplantae; Streptophyta; Magnoliopsida; Fagales; Juglandaceae
Product: putative UPF0481 protein At3g02645
Exons: 3
Coding region: 99-1886 (595 amino acids)
Source: RefSeq, a predicted model, not a curated record